Morus notabilis is the source of this 1460-nucleotide messenger RNA. Its product is annotated as NAC domain-containing protein 30. NCBI's taxonomy places the organism in Eukaryota, Viridiplantae, Streptophyta, Magnoliopsida, Rosales, Moraceae. The coding region runs from base 225 to 1202 and encodes 325 amino acids. The record is from RefSeq and is a predicted model, not a curated record. The transcript has 4 exons. Gene Ontology annotation, molecular function: DNA binding. Gene Ontology annotation, biological process: regulation of DNA-templated transcription.
CACACCAACAAACAGAAUUCGAGAUCCAAUAUUUGUCUCUCUUUCACGUAUUUAAACCCUCUUCUUCAAGAACUACCACAUCCUCUUCUCUUCUAGCUGCACUGCUUUCUCUUCAGCCAAAAACUACUUCUCUCUCUCUCACUUGUUUGGCUAGUACGUGAGACAUCAUCAUCUCCAGCAUCACAAACAAUUAAUCUUGAAUUUCAUAAGAAGAUCAUAAAGCGAUGGAAAUGGAAUCUUGUGUCCCGCCAGGCUUUAGGUUUCAUCCCACAGAAGAAGAACUUGUCGGAUACUAUCUCAGAAGAAAGAUUAACGCACUCAAAAUUGAUCUUGAUGUCAUUAUUGACAUUGAUCUCUACAAAAUAGAGCCAUGGGAUAUCCAAGCGAGAUGCAAGCUAGGGUAUGAUGAACAGACUGAGUGGUACUUCUUUAGUCACAAAGACAAGAAGUACCCAACUGGAACGCGGACUAAUAGAGCCACAGCUGCUGGAUUUUGGAAGGCAACAGGAAGAGACAAAGCUGUGCUUUCAAAGAACAGAAUCAUAGGGAUGAGGAAGACCCUCGUCUUCUACAAGGGACGCGCGCCCAACGGACGCAAAACCGACUGGAUUAUGCACGAGUAUCGACUUCAAACGUCCGAGCAUGCGCCGCCGCAGGAAGAAGGUUGGGUUGUUUGCCGAGCAUUUAGAAAGCCAACCCCUAGCCAUCAAAGGCAAGGUUUUGAAGCUUGGAAUCACGGCUACUAUGCCAGAGAAAAUCAUGCCAACGUUGCGUUUCCUUCGUCUGUCGAUUUCGCUGAAGAAAAACACGCAAUUAAUCCGAAUCACGCUGCGAGUUUUCAUCAUUGUUUUGCUUCAGUUCAAGAACUCGUCUCCAACAAUAACUUUUCAGAUAUUCAACUUACUCAUGAAGCACUUCCGCAGCUUGAUAGUCCGUCCAUUUCUGCGAAUUUGACGAACAACAACAACAGUUUCCAGCAUAACAAGAGCAUAAUCAACGACGAUAAUUAUGACACCGAAAGAAGCAAUAGCAGCAGCCAAUAUAUUGACUGGAAAAAUUUGGAUAACUUGCUUGCUUCACCACUGAUCGUGGAUCCGGUGACGUCGUUCGCGUGUUCUAAUUUGCCGGCGUCAAUGGCCUCCCAAAGUUACCAGCAAGAUACUCAAAACCACCAUUUUCUUGGAUGCUUUAGUGACUCGUAACAAAGUGUAUAUGUAAGUCGUCCGUGGUCAUAGUUUUACGUUGUAUGCAUGGUUAAUAGAAGGUUAAGGCUAAAGAUAAAAUGUUGACUAUUGAAUGUGUCGCAAUAAAUAAUCCAUGCCUAGCCAGUAGGAACAGGGUUAGCUAUAUUUGCUCAGGAGUUGUUUUCAAGAUUUAUGUAUAUGCAUGCUUAGCAUGCACUAGAAAAGAACAAAAUAUAUGUACCUUUCACGAAGAAAAAAGGAACCCUGCAAAUUAAG